AUGCUUGCGACACUCCUCGCCGUUCUCACUGCGUCGUCGCUGGUCUCUGCUCAGAGUGCUGCCAACCAGGCGUACACGCCCGUGUCUGGCGCGUGCCCGAGUGGAUUCGAAGUCGUGCGUCUGGUCGGCCCCGUGGGGAACCAAACCCUCAACCAGCAGGAAGUCGAAUAUAUUAGCACCCGCAAGGCCAACGUCCUCCCUGACGCCUGGAAAACGUACCUUGCCAAUAUUCAAGCGACAAAUGCAUCGUUGCCAGACUAUGUUGCGAGCAUUCUCAGCGGAGAGAGCAGGUACCCUAAUGUCGGGAUCGCGAGCAGCGGUGGCGGUUGGCGGGCAACCCUAUGGGGCGCGGGUAUCUUGAACUUCUUGGAUGCGCGAAACGAGACGUCAGCCGCUCUCGGGACCGGAGGUAUUCUCCAAGCCGCACAAUAUCUCUCUGGCUUGUCCGGCGGGGCCAACCUAGUUGGGUCCUUCGCGCAGGCGAACUUCCCGACGAUUCAGACUUUGGCAUUUGGCACGAAUAGCACGGAUCCGACCAGUGCAUGGGGCGGGUGGCUGCCGCAGAUCAACCAGCAAGAUCCGUACACGAACGCGACCCAGAAUGCAGAAUACCUCCAAGAGUUGAUUGACGAGAUUCGCGGGAAGUACGCGGCAGGUUUCUCGGUCUCGUAUAAUGAUAUCACUGCGCGCGACAACGGGCGGCAUUUCGUCAACGGGACCAACGCGGAGAAUUUCUUCAAUGAUACGCUUCUUCAUGGCGCGGGUUACACCUGGUCCAGCGUUCCCAACGUGCCUACUUUCGCAUCGUAUUCCCAACCGUUCCCCAUCCUCAUUGCGACGCUGCUCUCUCCAAAUGGAAACUUCUCCAAUAUCAUCCCGAACAGCAGCGACAUUGUCCCUACCUCCAACCCGAUCAUGGAGAUGAACGUCUUCGAAAUGGGAUCAUAUGAUCCUACGCUCGCAGCGUUCACACCCAUGAAAUAUCUGGGGACAACGAACGACUCGGUUUGCUGGACCAAUUACGACCAGACCGCAUUUGUUGUUGGCGCUUCUGGUGAUUGGAACACAUUCUACAACACUUCGGAAUCCGUCCUAGUCAACUCCUACGUCUAUCCUAUUGUCACCGCUCUCAACGAGAGCAUCCCGCAAACGGACAUUGUCCUGGACUCGUCCCUGUUCCCGAACCCGUUCCGCGCAUCAAUCAUGAAUGGCACAUUCAUCGACGAGAACGAAACACUCAUUAUGAUGUCCGAUGGUGCAAGUGACGGAGAGGCGAUUCCAAUUCAGCCUUUGAUGGUCAAGGCCCGCGGUCUCGACACAAUUUUUGCCCUCGAUGCCAAUCAAGAUUUUGCCAAUGCAUACUGGUCUGCUGGUGGUUCUCUUGUCAACACUCAAAACCGCAUCAACACCCUCUUCCCUACGGCGUACAGCAUGCCGCCCAUCCCCACCAACACCUCCGAGUUCUCCGCGCAGAAUCUCUCCAUACGGCCGACGUUCUUCGGGUGCGACACCAGCACCGAAGCUCCAUUAAUCAUCUACAUCGCAAAUGGCGGCCCACCGCGCAACGGCGAAGCACCGCUGACGAACCAGCAGCCGAGCAACCUGACGCUCGACCAGACGCAGGCAUUCCUCGAUCAGGUGUACGCGAUCGCCAUGCAGGGAUAUCCUACGAACGCAAGCGAGGUGAAUGACCCGGAGUGGCCGGCGUGCCUGGCGUGCGCAGUCGUCGACCGUGCGCGGAACGCCACGGGAACGGAGAGGAGCGGGCUAUGUUCGAGCUGCUUUGAGCGGUACUGCUGGAAUGGAACGGAAGUGGCGUUGACGACGACAACGACAACGAAGAGCGGAGCGCAGAGCAUGGGUCGGAGUGUGAUGGGCGUGGUGGCGUCGACGCUCGUUGCCGCUGCGUUGGCGUACUUCUGA
Messenger RNA from Fibroporia radiculosa, 1923 nucleotides. RefSeq lists its product as uncharacterized. NCBI's taxonomy places the organism in Eukaryota, Fungi, Basidiomycota, Agaricomycetes, Polyporales, Fibroporiaceae. The record is from RefSeq and is a predicted model, not a curated record. The coding region runs from base 1 to 1923 and encodes 640 amino acids. Gene Ontology annotation, biological process: glycerophospholipid catabolic process. The transcript is spliced from 6 exons. Gene Ontology annotation, molecular function: A2-type glycerophospholipase activity. Gene Ontology annotation, cellular component: cytosol.